CAGGCUCAGACCCCAGGCCACGGCCAUGACCGGACAGCCGGAUGUGUUUGAGAUCAGCGACGCUGAGCUCCUGGAGCUGGAUUUGGAGCAGCUGUGCGGCCCGAAGCCCCGGGGCUGUCACACCCAACCGCAGACUGACGGAGGAAAACCUGAACCGAGUGAUGAAGACAAUGAUCGCACACCAGUCAAGUCUGAGCCUUGCUGUAGCAACCAAGAGACAGCUGCACUGACAAGCAGGAAGGAUGAACAUCAAUCCAUCAAUCUGUCACCUGAGCCCGGAGAGGCAAGUGGCCCAAACCCUGACUGCACAGUCGCUAAAAGACAAAAGCAGGACAAACGGACACCAAUGGAGAAGUUUGGCCUAACUUACUUGAGUGUGACUCACUUAAGUAGACAGGUGUGGUGUGAGCAGCAAGUGGUUUAUGGGAUGGAAAUGCCGCAGAUUGAGAAGCUGCGAGCUGAGCUGCCAAUUGUGAAAGCGGGGAGCAGCCUACACCUGGCAAGAGAGUUGGAGGUCCAUGACAUUGUGGCAGUAAAUGUAACAAGCCGGGAAGAUAGUUGGGCCAUUAAACUUCUUAAUCUUCUCUCAGCGAUUCAAGUCCUACAGACGGGGGGGAUUGUGCGGGAGAUGCCUGUAUUUGGAGAGCUGGAUGGCUUGUUUCUGGUUGGUAUAAUCGAUGAGCUGCGUUAUAAUUCCAAGGGCGAACUUGAGCUGUGUGAAUUCAAAACACGCAGCCAGCGAUCAUUCCCAGGUGCAGCCCAGAGGAAAAGCCAUCACUUACAGGUCAGAGUGUACAAAUGCCUGUUCGAGGCCAUGAUCCGAGGUGAGGUGGACAAGGGCAUUCUCCUUCGCCAUCUCCGCUUACGGACCGAGCAACCCUUUGGCUCAGAGGUUUCUGAGCACGCUGAGAAGAUGGGAUUCACUGUGCACACGUUUGGUGACCUACUGGAUUUGGUGUUGUUGAAUCUAACCUACUCGGAGAUUCCCCAGAUCGACACUCUGAUGAUAGAAUACUGUUACCAGGCCGAUAGAUCUGCCAUUGGAGCGGAGGCGGUGUGCUUCCAGGAGGAAUGGCUGCGAAGAGAACUGGCGAAUUGCUUCUCCUUCUGGAAGGGGCAGAGGGAAGCCGAGGGGGUGGAUAUCGAAGAGGCGUGGAAGUGCUGCUCGUGUGACUUUGUUGACAUCUGCGACUGGAGGCAGAGAAAAGCCGAAGAAUUAACACAAAAAUAUAAAGCAAUUCAAAGCAGAGGCAGACCUAAGUUACAUUAAACAUGCGUUUCUUCUAUAGUUUCUCCUUGCAAGAAAGUCUAAUCUUGAUUAAAGCUACUGGAAAUUCUCAGAAGAGCGGUUUUAAGUUGAGAGAAGCUCUUUUUAUUGCCUAAACAGACUUCAUCAGAAUUAUUUUUUAAGUUGCAGGCAUUACGAUAAACUACAAGUUUGAUCACUACUUCACAAUGCAAUAAUAAUAAUAAUAAUUAAUGCAGCACCUUAUAACGUCGUUGAGACAUCGCAAACCACUUUGCAGGCUUUCGCAGUGAAAUGUAGUGAAUGUAUACUUGAAGGCAAACUGAGUUUUAUAUCCCAUACAGGACAAUUAAUGGACAUCUCAACAUGGGAAUAUUGGAUUGAAUGGAAUUACUGAGCUACAGCGUCAAUCCUUGUAUGCUUUAAUUGGACAUAUUGCAAAAUCUACGUCAAUUUUCAGUUGAAUGUAUGUGGAAUGUGUUUUAGAAGAAUGUUUAAAAGGUCCUUCCAGUCAAAGUAGUAGUGCUAUGUAUGUAUUCACAUUGGGCACUAGCGCUUAAUUCUAUGGCACUGAGGAACCAGAGUACAAUAUCCUGCGUUCUGCUAAUUUUCCAAUCCCAGCUGACUCACAGGGGAAGGGACAUUUGAGUUGUGGGUCUACUAUCCUGUGUCUUUAGAAUAGGUUUGAAAGGUGGUCACCUGCUGGAAUAAACAAUAAAGUGGAGAGAAAAUCCAUCCUGGUCUAGAUUUGCUUUUUAAUGUAGCAUUUCAGAGCAUCCAGAAUCUGGCAAUACAGCCUUAAUUUUGAAACUGGUUUUCUGUAAGUUUUUUUAAAAGAAUUCCCCCCAAAAAAAAAACUUCAAAGUUGAGACCGAAUAUUCAAUAAUUCGCCAAAUUCUGGACCGCCUAAGACGCAAUGCAGUGAAUCUAGACACAGGUGGAAUUUCCCCCGGAAGCAUCUAUUAGUAAAAAAAAACCUUUUCUAUUUUUAAAGCAUUGAGCAAUUUUUUUAAUAAAGUUAACAUUAAUCCAUGUGAAACAAUUUUAACCACUCUAUACACUACCUUUCUUUGAUGUAUUAUGUUAAAAUUAUUUUAAUGUCAUUUUAAAGGAAAAUGUCGAUGUGUUUUAUAUUUAUUUUCAAUAAAUAAAACUUGUGUUCUC
Messenger RNA from Callorhinchus milii (elephant shark), 2410 nucleotides. RefSeq names its product exonuclease V. Gene Ontology annotation, molecular function: single-stranded DNA 5'-3' DNA exonuclease activity. The transcript has 6 exons. The coding region runs from base 26 to 1270 and encodes 414 amino acids. NCBI's taxonomy places the organism in Eukaryota, Metazoa, Chordata, Chondrichthyes, Chimaeriformes, Callorhinchidae. The record is from RefSeq and is a predicted model, not a curated record. Gene Ontology annotation, cellular component: nucleus. Gene Ontology annotation, biological process: interstrand cross-link repair.